AUGAAGACUGCGAAGCUGGGAUUUCUUCUAGGGCUCUUCAUCUUCUCCUUGCUGACUGUCCCCUUAAGGGGUGGUAUUGAUUUCAUUAACGAAAAAGUGUGUGGAAAACUUAAAGAUCCCUGCCUAAUGGAGGUGAACUAUGGCAGCUGCUUUGAAGUUCACUUCAGAUAUUUCUACAACAAAACGUCCAAAAGAUGUGAAAGUUUUGUAUUCACUGGCUGUGCUGGCAACCUUAACAACUACAAACUUAAGAUAGAAUGUCAAAUCACCUGUGAUGCUGAAUUCAAAAAUAAAGGGUAA
Choloepus didactylus (southern two-toed sloth) is the source of this 300-nucleotide messenger RNA. RefSeq names its product serine peptidase inhibitor, Kunitz type 4 (gene SPINT4). Lineage: Eukaryota; Metazoa; Chordata; Mammalia; Pilosa; Megalonychidae. The record is from RefSeq and is a predicted model, not a curated record. The transcript has 2 exons. Bases 1 to 300 code for a protein of 99 amino acids. Gene Ontology annotation, molecular function: serine-type endopeptidase inhibitor activity.